AUGUCAACGCGCAAACUAUCCCCCGGAUUGAAGGGGCAGACGCAAAGAGAAAGAGCCUCCCACGGGCUUGUUUCAACUAUUAUGGUUACUUCACUGGGAACACACAUUACAGCAGAGGAUGCUCUUCCCUCCAUUAUAUCGUCCUUCAGAAAGAGCGAGCAAGGACAGUGCGCCAUAAACACACAGAAGGUAAAUCUGGGCCACAGAAUAGAAAGCAAAAAGGGCCUGUUCACGUUCUUUGUGAACACCCCAGAGGCCUCAAAUAUAAUGAAGGCAAAGAUCCAAGGAGCUGACAUAAAUAUUAUUCUGGUGGAUAAAAAGAUAAACAACGAGAUCUGCGACUUAAUCAGCCAGACAAAGCAGGAUAACCUUAUAUUCCUUUCUUGUCUGCGGGAUGUUCCCUCAGAGAUAAAGAAGGACGUGAAAAAGACCUUUGGAAAGGCAAAGAUAUAUGGGCUGAAUGAAAUCUCCCGGGUUCUUGAAAAUAAGACGGUGCUGAACAGAAAGAGAUAUACACGCCCACACUUCUUCCCAGACACAAUCGAGCACCAGGAGGAGCGUCUUUUCAAGAUCACUGGAUCUGUGGACAAAGGAUUUGUGUCACCGCAGCUGCUUAUAAAUGGCUUUAUGUCUGGGAGAAUUCGGCAGGUGUCUGCGCAUGGGAAAGUACUCGAUAUUUCCGGGCUUGCCAUGCUUACAAAGGAGGACCUGUACCAAAAAAAGAAGGACGACGAAGAAGAGAUGACCGACCUGCUUACUACGCUCAGAAUAAAGGACAGUCAGAUCAAUGACCAGCCAGAGUACUCUGAUGACUCCAUUGGAUGCAUAAAUGUAGAGGAGACACAGGAGGAAGAUGACGAAGAAGAGGAGGACAGUGAAGACGACAGUGAAAACUACGCAGACCUAGAAGGCAUGGCAGGAGACGAAGAUCUGUGCGAUGUAGACUCGGAUGACCUCAUGGGAUACACCACCUUGGAAAAGGAAAAUAUAAAGAAAGACCUUGUGAAUAAGUACAAGGGAUUCAAAGGGCUUAGAAGCAUAAACAUGGGACUGCACAAAAAAGAGAACUGCAAGGAAAAUGAAACCUUGAAGGUCUUCAGAACACAGAACCUUCCAGAGUACUACAAGAACCUCAGCUUCAUAGGAUCUGAGAGGGUCAGAAGAAGGAUACUUUCCAAGAAAAGCCCCAUCCCAGUGCAAACCCCCCUUGAAAUCAUCAUUGAAAUAAGCGAAGAGCAUAUGCAGUCAUUUGAGUCUGCAAUUAUGUCCGGGUUUCUGUCGAUCCACGGCCUCUUUGACUAUGAAGGCGCACUCACUGUCUGUGCACUCUCUUUCCAGACGAAAGAAACUAUCAGCAUACAUGAUAACAACCUGGUCUUUGACUUUGGAUUUACGUGCACCGCGCCUUCUUCCUGCGUUAUGGGCAAUGGCGUAGAGGUAGUUAAGUGCAAAACAGAAGGAACCUCUGGAACUGUCUGCUUUGUGGGCCCUUUGAUUCUCACUAGCGAUAAAAUAGCCAUCUACAAAGGAGACCGGUGCGUAGGCAGUGCACUGCACGCCACCCGAAAGGACCCAAUUCUCAUCAGAACAGUAGUCUUCAAGGGAAUACCUGCAAAGAUCCUAAGGCGGUCCUGCAUUGUCAGUAAAAUGUUCCACUCCAGAGAAGAGGUCAAGUACUUCAAGGGAAUUAAGCUGUACUCCAGCAUGAAAAAGGAAGGCCAUAUUAAGCGGCCCCUUGGAGAAAGCGGUCUAAUGAAGUGCUACUUCUUCCCGCCUGUCAAGCACGGAGAAAAGAUAUACAUGGAGCUGGCAAGAAGAGUGUUUAUUUCACCAGAAAACUAA
Molecule: messenger RNA, 1842 nt
Organism: Nematocida ausubeli
Lineage: Eukaryota; Fungi; Microsporidia
Exons: 1
Coding region: 1-1842 (613 amino acids)
Biological process (GO): maturation of SSU-rRNA from tricistronic rRNA transcript (SSU-rRNA, 5.8S rRNA, LSU-rRNA); endonucleolytic cleavage of tricistronic rRNA transcript (SSU-rRNA, 5.8S rRNA, LSU-rRNA); ribosome biogenesis
Cellular component (GO): preribosome, small subunit precursor
Molecular function (GO): GTP binding; U3 snoRNA binding; GTPase activity
Source: RefSeq, a predicted model, not a curated record